Molecule: messenger RNA, 5427 nt
Organism: Xyrauchen texanus (razorback sucker)
Lineage: Eukaryota; Metazoa; Chordata; Actinopteri; Cypriniformes; Catostomidae
Product: protein Wiz-like
Exons: 10
Coding region: 1-3549 (1182 amino acids)
Biological process (GO): regulation of transcription by RNA polymerase II
Cellular component (GO): nucleus
Molecular function (GO): RNA polymerase II cis-regulatory region sequence-specific DNA binding; DNA-binding transcription factor activity, RNA polymerase II-specific
Source: RefSeq, a predicted model, not a curated record
AUGAGAUGUGAGUUGUGCAGUGCUGGUUUUGACACCAGGGCUGGUCUCUCCAGUCAUGCUCGUGCCCAUCUCCGAGACUUUGGCAUCACAAAUUGGGAAGUCACAGUUUCCCCCAUUAAUGUUCUCCGGGAGCUCUUUGCCAAGCAUCCAGAUCUUGUUCUACCAACUGUUUCCUCUCACCCUGACCUGUCAAGUGAAGACCAAAACUCUGAUGAAGAUCAAGACACAGAGAAGGAAGAAAAGGAUGAGGAGGACAUGACCAUAACACCUGCCAAUUUUUGUUCUGAUUCUCCAAAACCACACUGGAAGGACAGACACAAUAUCAGCAAACUGGAGGGUAAGGAGGAGGAUGAGGCUGAGGAAGAAGAGGCGGCCAGGAUGCCACUUACAAAAAGGCUGGUCACAAGUCCCAGAGAGAAGACUUUGUUCUCCCUGCAGGAACAUAGUUCUGAAUCCAAAGAGGCAGACUCUUUGGGGUCCAACCUAUUGAAAUGUGAGAUUUGUGGUACUUCCUUUGAGACACGUCGUGGUUUGUCUAGCCACGCCCGCUCUCACCUACGCCAGCUGGGUAUCGGUACGUCGGAGAACAGUGGAGCACCCAUUGACCUCCUCUACCAGAUCACUAAGGAACGUGCCAUGGAUGCCCAUUUCACAGGCACCUCCCCAUCUGUGUCAUCACCUAAGAAGCUCCUGCACCAUUCCCCUCCUAUUUCUAUGCCCAGCCCCGAAAAGGAUAUGGAAACCGAAGAUAGACCGAUUGACACCAAACCAGCUGUCCCAUUCUCAAUUGCGGGUUCAACAAUUAAAGUUUCCUCUUCACCAAAUACUCCCUCUUUAACUGGCUCACUGCCUUCCUCUCCAUUUGUAAAGUCUCGGUCUCCAUCCCCAGUGCUGAGAAAGGCUCCCAUCUCUUCCCUGCUCCCUGUGUCUUCCCCACUGCGAUCCCAGGAACAUAAGACUUUGGGAAAGAACCAGGCUGCAAACCUCUCCAGUCCCACCAAACCGUUCUGGGCACCGCAAGAGACGGAUGCACCUUUGAACCUUACAAUGGACAUGGACUCUAAAGACAUUAUUUGCCAGAUGUGUGGUGCAUGGUUCGAAACAAGAAAAGGUCUCUCAAGUCAUGCACGAUCCCAUUUGCGCCAUUUUGGGAUCGAGUACUCUGAAUCCAAGGGCUCCCCCAUUGACUUACUCAACCAGUUCAUCUUGACCGAUGACUUCAAGCACAAAGCAAAUUCUUUUCUCUCUGAUGUUCCUAAAGACUUGAGGCCCCCAAAGACCAGCAAGGCUUCCCUCUUGCCCUCCACUUCCACCUCUUCCUCUAAGAGGGCUCCUCCCUCUAGUCCUAUCCUAUAUAAAACGGCUCCAUUAACGUCCAACAUUGGGAACAAAGCUACCUCGUCUUCUACCCACACCCUGUUGGGCCCACCAACAAAGAAGCUAAAACACUCCUCUUUGCAGGUUCUUCGUUUUAGUGGUGGUGAAGUGCUGCCCUUCCCUAUAGAACCAAUGAAAGAGGUGAAUUGUGAUUUCUGUGGAGAACUUUUUGAGAAUCGCAAAGGCCUCUCCAGUCAUGCCCGUUCACAUCUGCGUCAGCUUGGUAUCACGGAAUGGUCUGUGAAUGGCUCGCCUAUUGACACACUACGAGAGAUUAUAGUCCGUCGAGGCCUACCAUCCAUUGUGCCGUUAAAACCUCACAAAUCCCCCUCUUCUUCUCCGGGCCCAGCACUGCCUCGGUCUACACACAAGUCACCCUCUCCUUCAAGGAAUGUCCUUGUCCACCUGCCUUUCCAUUUUCCCCAAUCACCAAGUCAAGAUCAGCCAACUUACAGAAAAAUGUCUCCUUCGACAUCUACCGCCAGUUCUUCCCCAACAGUGGAAAUGGUUAAACCAAAACCAGAGCCUGAAAUUGUAGAAGUAACCAUGAAAGGGUCAGAAAUGGGAGUGAGUGCAAGUUACAGCCCAGAGCCGCUUCAUCCCAGUUUGAGCAGUUCAGAUAAUGACUUUCCAGUCAACUUAGUCAUGACUCAAGAGAAGAACCCUUCCCGUGAUAUCCGAUGUGAAUUUUGUGGUGAAUUCUUUGAAAACCGCAAAGGCCUAUCGAGCCACGCCCGUUCGCACUUGAGGCAUAUGGGCAUCACAGAGUGGUCUGUAAACGGCUCACCCAUUGACACUCUGUGGGAAGUCAUGAGGAGACAGGGCACCACCUCUGCAUCUGCUGCCUUUGGCAUAAAGGAGGAACCGGGACAGGAUGGUAGACUAUCACUGAACAGUCCUGGCUAUCAGUCCCAUGUACUUUCCCGCAAGUCACCCCUUAACCUGCUCCACUCUGGCUCACGCCUCCAUAAGCAUGGGCUUGGAAGCAUGGGCUUAUCUCACACCUCACCUGUGGGAAAGUUUUUUGGGGUGGUUCCGCUGAAGAACAAGGUGCUGGUUGAGGAUGGACAGCCAAGAGAAAAGUCACUGCUAGUCCAGACUAAAUCCUUCUCGUCCCACGCACAGGACUUUUCCUUUAAGGGGAAAGUCUCCACAGAGAAGCAAGGGGUAGGCCACAUGGGUGCCAGCUGCGAACUCUGUGGAUUCUACUUUGAGAACCGGAAGGCAUUGGCCAGUCAUGCCCGAGCACAUCUCCGACAGUUUGGUGUAACAGAGUGGUGUGUAAAUGGUUCUCCCAUUGAGACGCUGAGCGCCUGGAUCCGCAGCCGCCCACAGAAGGCAGCAGAGAUGCAGCAAAGUUAUGCGCAAGGAGGUCGCUAUGUCCAGAAGAAGAGGUGCAGUUCCUCUUUUUCACCAUCCCAUGAGUCUGACCCUACAACCCCUGUUUCCCACAAGACCCCAGUAGCCAAGUGGGGAUCUCUCACAUUGUCUCAAAAGAGGGCAAUAGGACGGGAUGUCAACAGCUGUUCCUUGGGGUUGCCUUCACAGGCAACAGAGGCCAGAAGUAGUAGUGGAAGUUCGACUCAACAUGGCCUUAUUUCACAGACUAGCAGUCAUCAUUCCAAUAACACACUUCCACAUGUGCAGGUGGCCCAUAGUGAACUCAACGUGCGUUUGCCACGAGUAUUUGAGAGACGGCCACUCAAACACCCUUCAAAUCAUCCACAUGCUGCGGGAGGGGAGAGAGAGAGUGGCCCUCCAAAACCUCGCUCCAGUACAGUUCCUGCCCUUGUGCCAAAGCCCCCCUCCACCCCACUGGUUAGUCUUGUGGGUAAAAUUUACUCACUCAAGUGCCGGUUUUGUGAUGUGGAGUUUCACGGCCCCCUCUCAGUACAGGAAGAUUGGAUCAGACACCUGCAGCAGCACAUCCUCAAUCUCAACUAUAACAAGAAUGCACCACCUGCAAAUGAUACUCGUUCCCAAUGUGACACCCCUGUUCCCAAACCCCCAUCCUCAGCUGCUACCUCCACUACAACCACAGCUACUGCCACAACUCUGUCCACACCCUCCCCAAAAGCCUCAACCACACCCACUCCAAUCCAAGUCUCCACAGCGCCCCCUGUGGCCAGUUCAAUGCUAUCGGCAAAGCCACAUCCUUCUCCUGCUAAUUAGGCCAUGUUGAUGCACCCACAUAUGAGACUUCAUAUUCUCCAUUAAUUUUUCACCCCUUCUUCCUUGUCCUCUAUUUAUAUUGUGUCUGUACAGACUGUUACCCAUCUUUGCAUAUCUCUGUCUCUGAUCAAAGGGAGACAUCUCUGCUAACGACCCACUUACGAGUGACCUACAUCACAAGCAUCUGUUUUGAGAGAUUCAAGCUUGAGGUAGGUUUCUCACUUUUGGCUUUUAAAGAUGCAGUGUUUAAUUUCUGUGCCACUAAAUUAGGCACCAAACUGAAUUGCAAUCUGUUUGAGCAGCCCAAGAUAGCAUCAUUGGCUCAACCAAUGGUGUGAGUUUGGGACGGGACCAGGGGAGGCUGGUUAGCUUUGGCAGUUAGCACCUGCUGAUAGAUUAGCCCUGCCACUAUAUUAUUAUACAGGAAAAAGGCAUGUUUCUCCAUUGAUGGCCAUUUAGCUGUGUAUUUUGACAAAAUAAUUUUUUGCAAAUUGCAUGACUGUGGCAAAAUUUUAGCAAAAUGACAUUUCAUGGUCCCUUACGCGUAUCGCGGAAGUAAUGUUCACUGUAUAGUGCAAAAAAAUAGAUCUUCUCCCAAACAGAUGAGAUUUUUUUUUAAGGUAAAUGCUCUAUAGAAUUUUAAAUCAACAAAACCUAACUUCCUACCCUAAACCUAACCGAUAGUGUCCGAAAAAGCAAAUGUGAUAUGAAAAAUUAAAUUCCUGAAGCAACCACGCCAUUUGUUUGGUGCUUCUAUAUCAAUUUUGGCUCAAGUGUCGAGUUAUUGAGUUAUGUAUUCAUCAGGACUUUUCAGAACCCCGGUCCUUUGCAUCACAAAUCCAAUGCUCUAUCAGUUUAGCUACCGUGCAGUUUGAUUGUGCAUGAACAAGCUUGUCAAUGUAGUUAGUUAUGUAAUGCAAAUAUUAAAAUGUAAGUCACACGCUAUAGUAAAAGUACUUGGAUAAGACAAACAGUUUGUGUGAAAAAGGCCGAAAAGUAAAUGUUCAUAAACUCAUAAUCUGCCUUCUUGCUCAUGAUUAUUGUAAAAGGGAAUAAAAGUAAUUGCUGUUUUAGGACCUCUAGUAUUAAUUUUAUCAGGAAACUGCAGAGACACAGCAAGCCACAUCAAAAUUAUUUUGCAAAUAUGUGAAAAAUGUUGAUAUAGUAAAGUGAUGCCUCAACUCUACUCGCUUUACUUUUCUGAGCUUGCAUUUCCACUGCAGUUUAGUGCCAUCUCUACGUGGGUGGGAUUAUAGGCUGAUCAUCACAGUUGCGCCCCCUCUACUGCCGUGACAUCAUCUUAAACACGCCACAAACUGACCAAUAACACGACUGCUAGCUGUUAGCUACUAGCUCAUUGUGCUGCAUAAAGCAGUUGCUGCAUGGUGAUUUUACACAAGUGUAACAGUUAAAUUGGCCUGGUUGUUUUAGAAGCUUCCAGUAGCUGGUCAACUAAAUAAUGUGAAGCUUUCAAGCAGAGUAUAGAGUUAACGUAACAAAACGUACCAUCCUCCAUCAUGGAUCAACACCAGUCCAGGGCACUCUCCCUCCCAUUGCUCGCCGGUUUAGGUAGCGUCCAUUUGAUCGAACCACUUCCACUUUUCCUUGAUGGUUCUGUAGUCACUUUUAAGUGUUAGCCAUGUGCGGCCAACAGCUGAGACACUUCCUGAGACUUUUACGUUUCGCUCAGCGCUAACGAGUGGACCGUCUGCACCUCGUUUAUUGAACAUGGCGUGGUUUUGUGCACAGCCAUUUCUUUUUUCACAAUUCAAAAGUCGUGUAAACAAAUGAUACUGUUAUCGCUGUUGCUAACUUUAAAACUAGCGGGUUGAUGUUGCGUGUCGGAAAUCCAGUGACACUGGUAGUGACGAUAAUCUC